Molecule: messenger RNA, 753 nt
Organism: Aspergillus terreus NIH2624
Lineage: Eukaryota; Fungi; Ascomycota; Eurotiomycetes; Eurotiales; Aspergillaceae
Exons: 2
Coding region: 1-753 (250 amino acids)
Molecular function (GO): oxidoreductase activity
Source: RefSeq, a predicted model, not a curated record
AUGUGUCUCCGUGAUGGCGGCGAAGUCCGCUGCGAAAAACAGAUGCACUCGGGACGAGUGGUCGACGGCACAUUCGCGCAGUACACGGUUGUCCCGUUUCGACACCUGAUCCGUCUCCCGGAGGGGCCGCCGGACGAACACCUCGCGCCGAUCAUGUGUGCCGGGGUCACGGCGUACAAGGCGCUCAAGGAGUGCUGUGCGGUUCCCGGGCAGUGGGUGGUGGUUUCUGGGGCCGGGGGAGGAGUGGGCUCGCUGGCGAUUCAGUAUGCUUGCGCCAUGGGGUACAGAGUUGUUGCUGUUGAUGCGGGGGCGAACAAGAGAGAGAGUUGUAUGCGUCUCGGAGCGGAGGCUUAUCUGGACGUCACUGGAGAGGAGGAUGUUGCUGCCGGCGUCAUGGCUCUCACGGAAGAUCAAGGCGCGGGCGCAGUGCUUGUGGCGGCUGGAUCGGCGCAGGCAUAUCAAGACGCGCUGGGUAUGUUGGCGCCUUUUGGGACGCUGGUCUGCGUGGGGAUCCCCCCGCCAUCGCAGGCCGUGCGGUUUCAUCCGCUCUUGUUCAUCGAUAAGGGCAUCCGUGUGGUUGGGUCCAUGGUUGGGUCCAAAGGUGAUAUUGCUGAGGCUGUACGAUUUGUGCAGCGGAGGGUUGUUGUGCCGCAGGUUGAGGUGACUACUCUGGACAGGAUAUCCGAUGUCAUGCAGCAAUUGGCAUCGCAGCAGUCGACCAUCAAACAUGUCAUUCGGCUUCCAGUUGAGUAG